UCGAGGAGAAUUUGUUUAAAUUGUAGCGGACAAUUAGAGGUAGCUGAUCGAUGGAAUAGGAAUUAAAAAGACUUUUGAUCUCUUCAUACUCUUCAGAAUUAUUUGUCAUCUCCAAUAGUUCGGGUGCAAUUACUUUUUAUCGUAGGAAGCAAGACAGUAGGAAAAAAAGUUGUUACAAUCAUACUCGUAUAAAACGUGCACUUGUACUCUUUGCACGUGACUGUGAUAUUAAAGCAUCGAAGGAUAUUAUCUGAACAGAAAAAAACAAUUUUUAACAACAUAGAAAAAGCUAUGUCAAGUUGUGACGAAAUGAGCCCACAGGAUUUAUCUUCUAGGGGAGACCCUUGUGAUUAUGGCGACACCUCCAAACUCGGUGGCGGAGGCGGCGAGCAUGUCAAAAGACCCAUGAACGCUUUUAUGGUGUGGUCCCGAGGACAACGAAGAAAAAUGGCCCAGGACAAUCCAAAAAUGCACAACUCGGAAAUAAGUAAGAGGCUUGGUGCCGAGUGGAAAUUGCUAUCGGAAGAGGACAAGAGACCAUUUAUUGAUGAAGCAAAGAGACUCCGAGCGCUACAUAUGAAGGAACAUCCGGACUACAAAUACCGGCCCAGAAGGAAACCUAAAUCUCUGCUCAAGAAAGAUAAGUAUCCUUUCCCGAUGGCUAUGCCAAUGAUUCCCGGUAUUAGCCCACUGGGCGGCCUGCCCCCGGGCUUUGGUUCUCUAGUCCCGACGUCAGAAGCUAUGUCGUUAAACGAAAAAAUGAGAGCGUUUCUCCCACCAUCUUCGUCUGCUCACUCUCCUUUUAGUCACAUGGACGGAAGUGGUAAAUUGGACAGUGGUAUUUCUAGCGGUCUCAGUGCCCACGAUAGACUGUACUCCCCCUAUCUAUCUGCGUUAAACGCCCACUCCUCAUCAGCAGCCGCUGCCUUGAGCGGGAUGCCCCCGGCGGCACAUUCACAUCCGGGACAGUACCUCCUUCCUUAUUGCCCACCCAGUUAUAUGCCCUCGCAAAAUGACAUUAAUCGUCCAGUGGCGUAUGUAUUUGUGAAACCUGAAGACCAUUAUAGCCGUCAUCCCGCCAUGAUCUGAGAUACUAUUGUACAACAGGUGAUUUGUUGUUAUUCGUAUGAAGAAGUAAAGUAUGUAAGCGUGUUCAAAAUGUGCUAGUGAGAACUUAUGAAUUUCUCAUUUCGUAUUUUAUGUUUUCGUUAUAAUUUGCGAAAAUGAUCUCUGUUUACCGUUAGAAACGGAUAACUUUUUUUAUCAAGAAGUGCUAGAAUGAAGACUUAAUAACAAAAUUUUCUCCCUUAGACGUAACUUUUUUGUUUGUUUGUUGGUGCUUUAUUAAAUACAACGUUUAAUUGUUUAUAUUCUUUUUAAUGAAAGUAUUUAUGAUGUUCUGUAUGUACUUUGCAAUAGAGCUUUUUUACCUGUAUAUUUUUCUUUGAAUUGUUCUUAAAUGGCAUUUAAGAUAACAUGUACUUCGUUCAAUUUUAAUACAGUUUCCUCUAUAUCGAAACAUUUCAGACUUCCAAGACUUGUUUUAAGUCUCAAGCUUGUUUUUUCUAUCAAGAUAAUGAGGAAAGGUAUAGAAAAAAUAUCCUUUUAUUUUUUUCCUUUUCAUAAACAUAUGAUUCUUUUGAUAAUAUGAUAAUGGAAGAGUGCUUUUUCUAAAAAGAUAUAUGAAUAUUAAGGAAGUGUAAUACAAUAAAUUGUUAUCCAGUGAUUUUAUUUUUCAUGUACAAAUUUUUUGCAUUUUAAUUUUCAUUGCAUUUUUUAUAACACCUGAUAUUUUGUAUGUUUUGUAUUCUUUGUUGAUGCAUAUGAACUUUAUAGAAUUACAAAUCUUUAGAAAA
Molecule: messenger RNA, 1856 nt
Organism: Magallana angulata
Lineage: Eukaryota; Metazoa; Mollusca; Bivalvia; Ostreida; Ostreidae
Product: transcription factor SOX-14-like
Exons: 1
Coding region: 292-1089 (265 amino acids)
Biological process (GO): regulation of DNA-templated transcription; anatomical structure morphogenesis; cell differentiation
Molecular function (GO): DNA-binding transcription factor activity, RNA polymerase II-specific; RNA polymerase II cis-regulatory region sequence-specific DNA binding
Source: RefSeq, a predicted model, not a curated record